Messenger RNA from Argiope bruennichi, 5500 nucleotides. RefSeq lists its product as uncharacterized. Bases 126 to 2186 code for a protein of 686 amino acids. Gene Ontology annotation, molecular function: protein binding. NCBI's taxonomy places the organism in Eukaryota, Metazoa, Arthropoda, Arachnida, Araneae, Araneidae. The transcript has 9 exons. The record is from RefSeq and is a predicted model, not a curated record.
AGAAGUAAAUAAAUAACGUCGAUGUACCGACAACUAUCCGCAAUCUGAAACAGAUGUCAUGGGAUAUAUGUUCUUCUUGUUACUUAAUUGCAUUGUUAAUUUUUAGCUCUUGUUAAUUCACGGAUAUGUCUUUUUACCAUUAUAUAUUAUCUUUCAAUUCCAUAGUAUUCAUUUUAUUUUUCAUAUAUAACAAUUGUCUUGCAAUUGAAAAUGAUUUACCUGAAUCGCAAAAAAUUCUAAAACAUGAAUUAUCCUCUGCAAAAUCCUUUCCUGAAAGUAAUAUUUCUAUUUCACAGGGAAAUAUUUCGCGAUUUAAUCGCCAGCUGGAUUCUGACGUGGAAAGUAGGUUUCAUAUAACUAAAAAUACUAUUAUACGCACUGGAGAAUCGAGAAUAUUAGGAGCGAAAUAUUUAAAUGAGACUGUGCUCCCUAACAAUCACGAUUGCUUAACAUGGUGUUUAGAAACACCAAACUGCAAUGCUGUGGUAUAUGAAGAUAAGAAUGUUCAUAGUUGUUACAUGUUUGAUUGUGGCUCUCCAUCUACCUUUCUGUGCAAGUUUACUCCUCACCAUUACUUCGUUAGUUCUGUUUUAAAAAUAACUCAACACUCGUAUGAUCUUCAACAAUGGGGAAAUCAAGUAAAACACGAGAAAGAACUAGCAGAGCUGCGCACGAGCGAUUCUCAGGGUACCUCUUUGCCACUUUCAGCUGAUCAAAAGACUGCCAUUGUGACUACAGAAACGCCAUUAAAACUAAAUAAUUCAACUAAACCAGCCAGUGUAUGUCACCAUUACCAGUUCAAAUGUGCCAAUAGCAGUGAGUGUAUUGCUAUUUACAAUGUAUGCGAUGGAAUUCCUCAGUGUCCUGAUGGAAGUGAUGAAAGUGUGGACUUGAAAUGUCACAUGAAAGAACUUCUAAAAACCGUAGCUAAAACUCAGCGUCCUGUGGAGUCUCCACAUCCCACCGAAACAAAAAUGAGUAACUUAACUCCUGUGUUGAAUCGUACUCCACCGGUUCGUACUCCUGAAAAAGUGCACAUCACCCAGGCAAACGAGAGGCAGAAAGUUUCAUCCAGUAAAGCAGGCUCCAGACACAUGGAUAAUUCCAAGUCAGUUUGGCAGGAUGGACAGGCUUCAAGAAGUGAUUAUUACCAAAAUAAUGAUGAUUCAGAGGGAUUGGGAUCUCCUUUUAAACAUGCCCAUAGCCAGUUUGUUGCUGCAAAUGAUCCUCAUGUGCAGAGCUUGAAUCGCUGGUCAAAUGAUUACGAUCAGUACUCUUCUCACUCAGUUCCUUUCGAUCAACCGUAUAAUGCUUAUGAUGGAAAUUACCAGAGAAUUGAUGAUCAGUACUUAUCAAAUCCUUUAUCUCCCGAAUAUGACAGUGUAAAAAACUAUGGCAAUUAUAGACAGGAAGAUGGCCCAUACUGGACUAGUCAAGAUGCAGCUCAAGAUAAUACUUACCCAGUGGAAGAAUUUCCUCAGCCUGCUUUACACAGCUUGAAUAAACCCAACAAUUAUCCAGAUAAAGAGAGUGUUUAUGCCCAGCAGUUUGCAGCACAGUAUCCCGAGAUGAAGCGGCCUGCAAUCCACAAGCCCAUCGACUUGAUGCCGGCGGUCCAGCAGAGGUACCCGCUGCCGAGGCAGCCUCCUUAUACGGCGUACGAGGAAGCAGUAGAAAAGCAGUUGUCUGGCUAUCCGGAUGUGAAACCCAAGCACUACAGUCCGCCUCGAGUUGCUGAUGACUCCAUUUAUAGCAAUGACGAUCUCAUUCGAGCGAGUCUUAUGAAUCAUUUACCUAUUGAACUAGACCGUCCUCAUCAUAUGUAUCAGUAUGAAAAGCAUAAAGAAGGGACUAAUGUGCUACGUGCUCAAAAUAAGGGCAUGGAAAUCAGUGAAGCGAAAAAUCUCUCAUCUGAGGAACCUGCCACCACUGUGAAGCCGACUAAACCUGUUCAGAGAACCGUGUUGGAUUUCAAAAUGUCUGUUACGGAACUCUACCAGGCAAGCCGGACUCACUCUCAAGAAGCAAACAGUGCGAUUCUGGCUCUGGUCAUGGGGCUGACUAUCACAGUCCUGCUGUUCGUCUUCCUGGCAUGUCGAAUCAAAACGAUUCGGAAGAGGAUGUCCCGGAAGGGCCGGGCACUGGCUCAUGAUGCGGAUUAUCUGGUGAACGGGAUGUAUCUGUAGGGUUGGAGGGAGGAAUAUAGCUUUGCAAACCAACUGCUCUUAAGAAUAGUAAAUGGGAUGUUUUCAGACGAGCUUUACAGUUUAAUGAACUGAAGUGCAAUGGAUUCGAUUUUUCUCCUUUGAAUUUUCCUUUUGUCUUUUUCUUUCCAUAAAGUCAAGUAUCCUCUGUUAUUUCGCUUUGUUCGCCAUAAAAGCCAAUAAUUAUAAAGGAUUGCUUUUGUUCGUUAAAUGCACCCGCACUUAAUAACCGCAAUGAUCAAUAGUAAAUAAUCUUUAAGGCCUCGAAGAUUUCACUUCUGCAUAAUGUCUUCGAUUAAAAAAUUUUUGGCAAUUAUUUAACGUGUUAGAUGUAACAAAACUUGAAAUUAAAAAGCGCGAUUCUUGAAUCUUGUUUUUGAAAUGAUAAUUUUAUUUAUUCAUUAUUACAUUAAACUCGCUUUAAAUACAGGCCAUUAAAGCACGACAAAUUUAGUUUCGCAACAUAUGGGAGAAAAAUUGUUCAAAUUAAAAAACUGCAUGUAAUUCAGCAUUAAUGUUAUUGCAAUAAAAAUGGGAAAAAGUUUCCUGGUAUGGAGUGCAGAGUUUCCAAUGCCCCCCCUCCCCCCAUUCUUUUUUAAUCUGCUCCAAACUGUUGCCCUGCCUCAUUGAUCGACCUCCUGUAAGUUAUCUUCUGCACCAUCUCCUCUUUCACUCUCAACUGAUGUUAUCAUUCGUCAUUGUUCGAUCCAUGCUGUAAUCUCUCUCUCUCUCUCUCUCUCUUUCUUUCUUUUUUUUUUACACAAAAAUUAAUACUUUUGAAUUCUAACUACUUAUGCAAUGAGUGCUUUUGUUUUAAAACAAUUUUCUGUUGAUGGAAAUCUUUUAAAAUUCAUGGCAACAUCUGCCAAGAUAAUGCGUAUGUGCAAAUUCACAUUAUUACUUCAUUUAUUUAACUUUCUUAUUGUUUAUUGAUUAUGCAUUUAUUUUCAUAAAAUUUAAAUAUUAAAAAUAAGUUUUUGUUUCCAUUUUUAAUUUAAAAAUCAUUACAACUACUCAUUUUUAGACCCAACUUUUCCUAACUCUCAUUUUCAUAACACUACCGCCAGCUUUUAAUUAUACUUAAUUAUACUAUUUAAUAUUUUAAUUUAAUAUUUUUUUAUUAUUUAUACUUUUAAUAUUUUAAUUAUAUUAUUUAAUAUACUUAAGUCCAGUAUAUUAAACUGUAAGGCUCGCCAUAUACCUAUAACAAAAUUAAUAAAUAAUGUCUCUUAACCCGACAUUUUUUUUUUAAAUUCUUGAAAUGCAAUUUGAUGUCUGUCUCAAUUUAUAUUGAUAAAUCAGAUUGGCAGUGCAUUGGAAGCUGUGAUCGUAAUGUAUUGAUAAUAACAUAAUGAUUUUUGACACUUAGCCAGUUUGACUUGUUUCGUAUUUGUCAGAUUUUUUUUCCCUUUGAAUUUCUCAUGAGCUAGAGUUUUAAAAUUCUGAGUACUUGUCCGUUUGUCAGUGACAGUGCACACAUUUAAUAUUUUUAUAUCAAUUAAUGUGAUUGCAUUUUGACUCCAUAGAAAGGAACUUGCAAAAAUUUAUUGAAAGGCCCAUAAAUUUUAUUAAUAGUGAAUUGUAAAUUCAAGUAUAAAAAGUAGGAAAUAAUAAAAUAUAUAUAUAUAUAUAUACUUUUUAGUAUACUAAUAAGGUGUGUAUAAAAACUUCUUCUUUUGGUGACACCUGUAAAUAUUAAAGAAAAAAGGCUUUUCAGUAAUAUUUUUAUAAAUUGUGUUUGAGUUAGUUUUCCAUCAUACGAACACCAGUACUUUUUUAGAACUAGUCAUUUUCUUUUCAAUAUUGACUACUGUGAUCUUUUGUGAUAUGCGGCACUAGAUUUCUGUGUGUUAUUCCUUUAGCAAGGUAUCAUUGUGAAAGACAUCCAUUUUGAAAAUCGACCCUCAUCAACAACAAUCAUUCCAAGGUCUUUUUUCAUGAAUUUAAAAUUGGCAAAAGGUGAAAUAGAAAAUGAAGGGAAAAAAUUCAUUAAAAAAUUUUAUUGAUAUGUUGGUCAUUUUAUCUUUUUGUUUAAAAUUGUUAAGAUGUUUGUUGUAAAUUGUUUAAUUGUUCGCAGAGGGAAAGAACGCGCUACGUUCAACUUUAAUUGUUCAUUCUGCCACUUUCCCUCCAAAUCAGAAAGCAAAGUUUGAGGGUAAAAUUAUUCAAAAUCUAUGCAUUUUUGUUUUCUUGUAUAUGAACCAUACAAAGUAUGGUAAUAUACAAAAAUUCAAAUCAAGGUUUUGACGAGCCUUUACGUCGCAGAUUUCUCUGAAUACGAAAAAUAUAUUUUUGGAAGUAUCUCUAUCUUUCCAUGAAAACGAUAAAUUAAAAGCGCCUUGAUCUAAAAGGAUGAAAUUUAGAACAGAGUCUUUACACCAAAUUUAUAGAUGUAUGUCAAAUAUUGAAGGAAACCAUUCUCAGGAAGUCUAUCCAAUUAUCUGAAUGCAAGUGAGCAUAAUAAUUUCGAACGUAAAAAGCUGGAUAAAUGAAAGUCGGCUCAUUAACAUCAAAAGUGUGGAUCUGUAUCAGAUUUCGGACCAAAUUCGUCUAGGGGCCCGCCUGUCGCUCAGUGCUUUCAGAUGGCGAUAACUUAAAAACUCAACUACUUGAACAAAGGAAACUUGAUGCAUAGUCUCAGCAUCUUAAGUGUAGAUUCAUAUCAGAUUUUGAAUGAAAUCUGUCAAAAAGUGAACCAUUUGAUAGUUUGUAAUUUCUCACGCAUAUAAACGCAAUAACUCCAAAGUAAAAAUUAAAUAUAUGGAAUUUGGUAGAAAUGAUCAAUUAUUUUUGACAAUAUUUUUGUGUCUGGGAUUUGAUGUCAAAAAUUCAAUGUCUCAUUUUAGACAUUUUUAUGUAUACAUUAUCAGUGAGUAUUUUGUUCAUUUUCAAAAUAAAUACCUGAUUUUCUUACUUAAAAAAAAAAGAAAGAAACAUUGGGCUUCUCUUUUCGAACAAGAAAAAAUGGCAUAUCGGGCAAUCAGUUUGGCUUAGGGAAUAUUAGCUGUUGUUUGAAUAUCUGUGAAACGAGAAAAGAAGUUAUUGACUGUGUUUAUAUGCAUUAUUGAAUUUUAUUAAUAUUUUUCCCUUUAAUAAAUGUAUUUUACGCAAUAUGAACAUUUUCUAAAAAAUGAAUGAUAAUGUUUUCAUGUUUGUUUUUUAUUUCCAUUGACACGAAAAUGUAUCACUUCCAAAUUAAAUUUCAUGUAUUUUUGACUCAAAUGUUUUCUAUCUUAUCAGCUAAUUUGAAUAUGAGCAUACCAAUAAUUUAAUAGCAUUCGAAAAAGAAUUAUUCU